Nerophis lumbriciformis (worm pipefish) is the source of this 2132-nucleotide messenger RNA. RefSeq names its product RAB27A, member RAS oncogene family (gene rab27a). NCBI's taxonomy places the organism in Eukaryota, Metazoa, Chordata, Actinopteri, Syngnathiformes, Syngnathidae. Gene Ontology annotation, molecular function: GTPase activity; GTP binding. The record is from RefSeq and is a predicted model, not a curated record.
UCAGCGGCAGCUCGUAGACGAAAAGUCUUAAAGGUGCAGAAGUAAAGUCGCCUCAUGACAUCUAAUGGCCCGGAGGACACGGGGGACAUAAAACCGCUUUAUUCACCUUCGGAAGAGUCAGUUUAACUUUAAUUUUUUUCAUCUGGUUCAGCUUUGUUUUUCCCCUCCAAAGCAACAAGUGGCAGCAACGCCCCGGGCUGGAAUCAAGCUCUCACUAUGUCUGAUGGAGAAUAUGAUUACCUCAUCAAGUUCUUAGCCCUGGGCGACUCUGGUGUGGGAAAGACCAGUUUUCUCUACCAGUACACUGAUGGCAAAUUUAACUCUAAGUUCAUCACCACUGUCGGAAUUGACUUCAGAGAAAGACGAGUGACAUACAAUUCCACCGGUCCUGAUGGCUCAUCAGGUCGAAAACAAAAGAUCCACAUGCAGCUGUGGGACACGGCAGGACAGGAGAGGUUUCGGAGUUUGACCACUGCCUUCUUUAGGGAUGCGAUGGGUUUCCUCCUGCUGUUUGACCUCACCAAUGAACAAAGUUUCCUCAAUGUCCGAAACUGGAUGAGCCAGUUACAGGUUCAUGCUUACUGCGAAAAUCCAGACGUGAUUCUGUGUGGCAACAAAUGUGACCUGUCUGAACAGAGAGCCGUGAGGGAGGAUGAAGCCCGAGACCUGGCAGAGAAGUACGGAAUCCCUUACUUUGAGACCAGUGCGGCAAACGGCCUGAACGUCACUGAGGCGGUGGACGUCCUGCUCGACCUUAUCAUGAAGAGGAUGGAACGAUGCGUGGACAAGUCCUGGAUCCCCGACGGCACUUUCAGAACGAAUGGAACCAACACUGCAGACUUGGCAGAGAGCUCCAACAGUACCAAAUGUGCAUGUUAAGAGUGUGGACAAAUAGGAAUGUCUGUUUUAGGCUUCACAUGCAAAUGAUACACCAUUAAUAACAUGCUGUGUUGUAUGUCACUAUGUGCCUUUGUAAUAAUAGUUGGACUUUUGUGACUUUAUUGCUUGGGGUGGGAAUAUUUAUUUACCUUAAUGCUAAAAGGUCCAGUCAUGAACAUUAACACAGUUUCAUUAUGCAACAAAGUAUGUUGCCAUAAAUAUGUGGGUGAUCGUAUUAAUUACUAAAACGUUAUUAGUAUUUCCUGCAGAUGUACUCAAUUAUAUUGCUGCAUUUAAUUCCAUCCAUCCAUCCAUCCAUUUGAACCGCUUAUUCCAUUUGGAGUCACGGGGGGCGCUGGAGCCUAUCUCAGCUACAAUCGGGCGGAAGGCGGGUUACACCCUGGACAAGUCGCUAGCAUUUAAUUCCAAUGCUGCAAUAUUCAUUUUCACAGCCAAAAAGUAUUCUUGACUAAAUGAUGAAAACACGUGGCAAGUUUUUUUACGCUUCAAUAAAUACAGUUAGUGUUCAAUUAAAUAAAUUGAUUGACAUUGAUAAGAUAACAUAACAUCAGUCAUAAACUGUAUGUGCUAAUUGAUUAUUUGGCAGAAUAUUCCACAACAAUAAACAGCAAUUGUGUGCAUUUUAAGUAAUAAAGAACAACUGUGCUAUAUUGGUCACAAAAUAAGAGAAUCCAUUCAUCCAUCCAUUUCCUACCGCUUGUCCCUUUUGAGGUCGCGGGGGGUGCUGGAAUCUAUCUCGGCUACAUUCAGGCGGAAGGCUGGGUACACACUGGACAAGUCGCCACCUCAUCACAGGGCCAACACAAUCCAUAUCAUUUAAUUGUUUAACAUUUUUAUUUACAUUCUGAUUGAAAAUAAUGUUAUAAUAAAAAUAUUUGAAUGAGAAAAAUUGUCAUUGAGAAGUUAAUGCUUCAAAUACUUCUCAUCUGUUUCUGUAGUCUGGUUUAUCAUUUGCAGGAGUUAUAUUUACAUUCACCAUGUAGUUAAACACUGAAAUGCAAUUGUUGUCCAAAAGUUUUCAUUUGAAAGUCUAUUAACUGUUACUUUGAUACUGUAUGUAUUACAACUAGCAGAAAAUAUAUGUUUCCUCAAAACAAUAUUUCAGUCAACUAAUUCAGCAAAUACUGUAGACAUUUGGAAUUGAUCUGUUGAAUAAAUCACAAUUUGUUCCAUACACUUGAAAAAAAUAUGUUAUUUUAUUUAAAUAAACAUUUUAAUUUAUUUGUAAUGCA